Molecule: messenger RNA, 510 nt
Organism: Pelobates cultripes (western spadefoot toad)
Lineage: Eukaryota; Metazoa; Chordata; Amphibia; Anura; Pelobatidae
Source: the annotation of a GenBank genome assembly
AUGAUGGAGAGAGAGAGAUUUAAUCCCUCAAUAAAUGAAAAAGAAAGUAGACAUUACCACCAACAACACUCCUAUACGAGAUCUAGGAACUACCCCAGAAAUCAAGAGAGAAAUAUGGAGAGGAAGAGUGGAAGAUCUCCCAGAUACACAAUUGAGAGAAAUAACUACAACUAUCAACAUCGACAAUCCCCUUCCCCUAAUAGAGUACAGUUUGAGACUAAACAUAGAAGGUAUGAAGGGAGAAGGAACUAUCCUUCACCCAUUGGAAAGAAGACUCUAAGAGAAAAAAGAGAAACCCCAAGGAAGUCCCCUAAGAGUACACCACUUGUAGAAUCCCAUAUAAAUCUUACCCAGAAGAGGGAUUUUUUAGGGGAUUUUUUAGAGAAAAGAGAAGAGACCAGAACGGCACUAAAGAAAUCAUGGAGGGAAAGGGGAGACCAACCACGAUCCCCAAUCCUGAGAAAAAGACAAAGAAGAGAAGAAGACAGGGAAGAAAUAAACCAAAUUUAG